UCAGCCGUCAGCAUUAGGCACCAAAGUUACAACCAGCUUGCGCUGCAUUCCAACCAGAGCAGAGAGAUUGGUGAACUUCUUAUCCUUAUCUGGACCUGGCCUUUUGGAGAGCCUUUCCCCUUGAACACUUGCCUUUCGGUUUAUGGCAUCUCCGGAUGCAACCUGACCACAGACAGGAGUGUUUAUAACCAUGCCGAUGCCGUGAUAAUACAUCAUUACGAUGUCAUGCGUUCCAAACACUUGCCACCAAAAGAAUCAAGACCACACUAUCAGCGGUGGAUUUGGUUUAAUAUCGAGCCUCCCAUAGUUACUGAAAAUCUCAAUAUGUUGGAUAACCUUAUGAACAUGACAAUGACAUACAGGCACGACUCUGACAUUGUCAUACCGUAUGGUUAUUUAAAACCUAUUAACACCCCUCAAACGUUUAUGAUCCCUACCAAGACCAAACUUGUGGCCUGGGUAGUGAGUAUGUGGUACCCGGGCACUCGAAGGGCUGCAUACUAUGAGGACCUGAAGAAAUACAUCCAGAUUGACGUCUACGGAAAACAUCACACGCCACUCGGAUGGGAAGAUUUUUAUAGCACCAUCUCACAGUAUAAGUUUUACCUCGCAUUUGAAAAUUGUAAUCACAAGGACUAUAUCACGGAAAAACUGUGGGGGAAUGCCUUUGGCAUGGGGGCUGUCCCCGUGGUACUUGGCGCUCCACGGGAAAAUUAUGAGCGUUAUAUGCCCUCUGACUCCUUCAUUCAUGUGGAUGAUUUCUCUAGCCCCAAAGAGUUGGCCGAGUUCCUGAUAAACCUGGACAAAGACGAUUUACGUUACAAGCAGUACUUUAAUUGGAGAUCUCAAUACGCACCCGUUAGAGAGGUUGGAUGGGAUCGUCACUACUGCAAAGCGUGCAGAGCUCUCCACCAAGCCCAAGGUUACCAGGUUAUCCCUAGCAUCGCCAAAUGGUUCUUAAGCUAGUGACCGAUGCUCUCUAUAUAUUUAUUCUGUAUACGUUAAACAUCGAGCAUCAAAUGUU
Spea bombifrons (plains spadefoot toad) is the source of this 1024-nucleotide messenger RNA. RefSeq names its product 4-galactosyl-N-acetylglucosaminide 3-alpha-L-fucosyltransferase FUT5-like. The annotation marks the transcript as partial. Gene Ontology annotation, molecular function: alpha-(1->3)-fucosyltransferase activity. NCBI's taxonomy places the organism in Eukaryota, Metazoa, Chordata, Amphibia, Anura, Pelobatidae. The transcript has a single exon. The record is from RefSeq and is a predicted model, not a curated record. Gene Ontology annotation, cellular component: membrane.